UUGUGAAAGGCGCUAUCGUAACUGCGACUCUUUGGACCUGGGCUUGUUGUCAUUUAUGUUAGGCCGGACAGUCUAGGGCAUUGACGCAGCCCAGAUCCUCAGCACAAAAUUGCGAGAGGUUUCAACUUGCUCUAAACUCUCUUUUUCGACGGGAUAUGAAAUGUAGCCAGGCCGAUUGCUUGGCGAGGAGGACCGUAUCGGAUCCUUACCCCUACACGUUUUGGGAGAGCCUGCCAUUUUGAGUAGUCUGUACCGCGGUAACUAAAAAGUUGCAACGGUUCUGUGCGAGCUGAUCGAAAUCGGGCGGGGGUGGGAGAGAGAGGAGAGAGAACACGUGGUUAAAAAGGGCCGAGUCCGCAAAGUGUCCCGCAAUCCGCUGCAGACCCUGAACACAGCACCUUCAGCUCCUGAGAGCAGUAGCAAGCAGGCCAUGGCUCCUCCUCUUAAAGUCUGUAUCGUUGGAUCUGGCAACUGGGGAUCAGUCAUCGGAAAAAUAGUCGGAGAAAAUGUGGCCAAAAGUAAGACAUUUGACAGCACUGUUUACAUGUGGGUGUUCGAAGAGAUCGUAAACGGCAGGAAGUUAACAGAAAUCAUAAACACCGAGCAUGAGAAUGUGAAGUACCUCCCGGGAUGCAAGCUACCAGCCAGUGUGGUUGCAGUGCCCGGGCUGCUGGAUGCAGCAAGAGAUGCUGAUAUCUUGGUGUUUGUCAUGCCGCACCAGUUCAUCAGACAGACCUGUGAUGAGUUGAAAGGCCACAUCAAGCGUUCCAGCAUUGGGGUCUCUCUUAUCAAGGGUAUUGAUGUUGGACUGUAUGGCCUGAAGCUGAUCUCUGACAUAAUCCGGGAGACACUUGGAAUUGAAGUUAGCGUGCUAAUGGGAGCGAAUCUCGCCAAUGAAGUAGCAGCUGAGAAAUUCUGCGAGUCCACCAUUGGAUCUGCAAACAUUGAACAUGGAAAGGUUUUAAAAGAACUGCUGCAGACUCGAAACUUCAGGCUCAGGGUGGUGGAGGAGGCAGACGCUGUGGAGAUCUGUGGGGCGUUAAAGAAUGUUGUUGCCUUGGGGGCCGGAUUUUGUGAUGGACUGGGCUAUGGUGACAACACGAAGGCUGCAGUGAUCCGCCUGGGGCUGAUGGAGAUGAUUGGCUUUGUGAGGCUUCACUGUGAGGGCCUGGUGCAGGACUCGAUCUUCCUCGAGAGCUGUGGCGUGGCUGACCUCAUCGCCACCUGCUACAGAGGCCGCAACAGGAAAAUCGCGGAGGCCUUUGCAAAGACUGGCAAGUCUAUUGAACAGCUGGAAGAAGAGAUGCUGAAUGGGCAGAAACUACAGGGACCACAGACAGCAAUUGAAAUCAAUCGCACUUUACAGCUCCAAAACCUGGUUGAUAAAUUCCCUCUGUUCACUGCCGUGUACCAAAUUUGUUACGAAAGCAAGCCGGUCUCUGAAUUUAUUAAGUGCCUCCAGGAUCAUCCAGAACAUAAGUGAACCAUGAUCAUAAGGAAGCUGUUCUAGACCUGCCUUGGGGUUUCAUUGACUUCUAAAUGAUCCAACAAAGUUUAAUUGGUGCAUAGUAUCAAGAUGGUGCUUGUUGCACAUACCAAGUGUUGGCAGAUCUUACAUGUGGUUGUACAGAGACAGGUUGUCUCUGUGAUUUGACACGUGUGUGUUUGGGAUAGAGAUUCUGCUUUGGAUACAAUCAGGAAAUUGCAGCCAAACUGUGCUUGAAAUUGCCCUGGUUAGGUUAGGCUUAAAGCUUCUACUGAAAUGUAUUAGCAUCAUCAUCUUUCAGGAACCAGUCUUCUUUCUAGUCUUCCUUGAUUUGGUUAAGAGUGGUAACCUAGUGCAGUUUCAUUAAUGCAGUUGACAAUGGGUUAAAUCACCAACUAUUCAACCCUUUUCCAAAGAUGUCCAGGAUGAGUAACUCGAUUUAAAAUCACUGAAAAUGGCCUUGAAUAUAUUCAAGGACCCAACCUCCACUAUCAGAAAGUUGCCAGUUUACUAUCUUCCCUUACUGGGUCAUGGUCAGAGCAGCCAAAUAGUGUAUGUCAGCAAUAAGACAUUUCAAUAAUACAUUCUCUGAGAAAAUGGGAUGUGAACACCAGGACAAAACCUAGCUUGAGCACAGCAGAGUUGGACAAAAUACUGAAUGGGAAAUCAUCAAUGAUUGAAAUUACAGGUAAAGGGACAGCACUCAUUUUCAGAAAUGCACUUGAUUAAACAUCAAGUUCUGAAAAUUAUUUCUAGCUUUUGGUUCACCAUCUCCCCUCCCCCCCACCCCCAACACUUAGUAAUUUCUGCAUGCUUUGGUUUCUCAUGUUCCUAUUUUUUGGUUAACUGUUUCCCCUGUCUCAUGAUCUCUGCAUUGGAUAUUUUAUCAUUUCAAUCCUCUCACUUUUUACUCAUUUUUAUCUAAGAUAUCUCCACCACUUGACAAAUGUUAUUCAGCACCAGCAACAAGUAUCACAUUAAAUAAAAGUAACAAAUAUAUGUGUUUCAUUUUACUUUUUUUAAUAUAUACACAUAUAUACAGAAAAAAAAAUGUUUCUGCUGCAUUACAAGGGUCUAGAAUUUUGAUAAAAUGGGAUGAGGGCCCCAGAAACAAAAUAUUUCACAACCCCAGUGCUGGAAUACUACUUCAAUCCAAUUGUCAUCUUGAUCCUACUGGGGUAUAAAGGUACAAACUCUAGCAGGCAUUCUAUCUGACUUCAAGAUGAAGACCAAAAACCAUUUGUCCUAAUACAUUGUGUAGAAUUAGAAAAAAAUCUUUCAUCUCAUAAAUAUUCCAGGUUUUCAUAUGAUAACCAGAGAUGGUUCUGAAGGAGAUGGGCCGAGAUGCAGAAAUCAUCAAGCCAGAAUUAAAGCACUCCUGGGAGUUUCAAGAACGAUAUUUCUUUUUUGAAGAAUUCUGAGCAAUGACAUCUCUCAGUCAGUGUUAGGCCCCUGCUUAACAGAAAGAAGGCCAACUCCCUGUUUUAGGUGCCUGAUGCCUGAAAAAUGGACCUAAACCAGUGGAUCGAAGGUCUGCGAAACGUGAAUGUAGGCUGUUCCACAGAUUGGCCACUAGACUCAGUAUUUCCAGUGUUUAAAUACACCCAUUUAAAACUGGAAAAGCAAACACAUCACACACUGAUUUUUAUCCUUGUUUCUCUACCUGACCAGUUGCUUUGUCUGGCCUGAGCUGGAGGCCAAAAUAUGGAAAAAAUAUGUGGCACAAAGGUGACCUGUACAAUUUUACCCUAAUAUCAACACAUUUAUAACCAGCAAUCAUUUUCCUCUGUAAAUCAUUUCCCAGUCCAUGGUGCAGGAUCUCCAUAAGACAUAUAAAGAAAAGUAGGCCAUUCAGCCCAUCAAAUGUGCUCCACCAUUCAAUAAGAACAUGGCUGAUCUGAUUAUCCUCAACUCCAAUUUCCUGCCUUUUCUCUAUAACCUUUGGUUCCCUUACAGAUUAAAAAUCUAUCACAGACUUGAACAUACUUAAUGAUCUCCUGGAACACCAGACCUAUUAGGUGGUGAGUAGAUCAAGUAAUGGACAUGAAAUAUUGAUAUUAAGAAGUCCUCAUUCUUCUUAAAAGUUACACAAAGCUUGUUUGGCUGAGUUACCUGGAAUACUUAUUUCCCCUUUUGACCCACCUUUGCUUUUUAUUUGAACUUUAUAUCAUGUCUCCUAGUUUGGCUCAAUUGUGGAAGUAUAGUCCAACAUGAAGGUCUUUGGAAGUCUAUCUUAACACUUACAAUGCCACGGGAUGUCUCAGGUUAUCGGCCUUUUUUGACGCUUCCAGAAAUCAACAUUUGCUUUUGCCUAAUACAACACAGGCUCGAGAGAGCAUUUGAAAUGGUUUAUUGAAUGAGACUGAGAUCUUGUACCAUCAGGAUAAAGGUGCGGUACCUGAUAGAAUUUGCAUCUGUGCCCAGCCAGGAGGUGAGUAGGUGUUUGGCUGAUUAGACAUUAUUUCUUUUUGUCGAAUGGGAAAAGCAUGGACUUGUAUCUAGUGGAUAGAAGAAUUCAUCACAAUAAACCAAUUGGAGAGGAAUACUUGUGUCAAGGGGGAUUUCCAAUUGCUUAUCAUCAGUCAUAGUAGAUUGCUGAGAUCUUAUACUGGAUGACGUAGAAAUAAAGUGAAAUGGUCACAUCAAAGCAUAUAAAAUUGGGGGAGGGGUGCAGGCUACUGCAACUGUUGGUAAUCAGUCACUUUAUCAAAUUUAAAGAAGGCGUUAAAUAUAGGUUUUAGAAUGAAAGGGAUCAGGGAGAAAGCAGAAACAGGGGACUGAGUUGGAUCAUAUUGAAUGGAGGAGCAGGCUCAAAGGGCUCAAUGGCCUACUCCUAUUUUCUGUGUUUCUGUCAUACUUUGAGAGACGGAUGUAUCCUUUCAGCUCGGUACGUCCAAUGUAUUCCACUUUUAUUUCCAAUCCUGUCCAGAUCAACUUUGACCUUAACUUGUUUCAAGGAUGUUAGUCUCCCCAUCAUUUGAUAUGUGAAUGGUUGGCUGGCAGGAAGCUGAGGUGAGGGCUGCUUCUGACCAGGAUAUUCAACAGAAGCAAGGAAGGGAAGAUAAAAGAAUCUGUGAUUUGAAUCCCAAUGUGUCCCCUCCCACUGCCCCUGCAGCAUUGGAAUUUCCUUUUCUAUUGUGGUUGGAACCAUCUGAUGACCUGGAAUUUCUGCAGGAAGAUUAUUUCAUUUCCGCCCAUUAUGGAAUGUGAGACACAGAAACACCAGGUAAGCACAUUAAAGAAGACCCUUUCUUAAAAAAAAAAACAAAAUAUGUUGGAUUUUCAGUGCAUACUAGUAAGAUGUUCAAUAAUAAAUAAAAGCACUGUCCAAAAGGAUAUCUGAUAUGGAAGCAUUGAUGAAAGUGGAAUUGAUUGUAAGUACUGUAUUGGUGUACUUGAUCUCUUUUUUGACAUUAAUGGAAGUCUGCCCAUACUCCUGAGCAAAAAUAAAGCCACUGCA
Molecule: messenger RNA, 4946 nt
Organism: Rhincodon typus (whale shark)
Lineage: Eukaryota; Metazoa; Chordata; Chondrichthyes; Orectolobiformes; Rhincodontidae
Product: glycerol-3-phosphate dehydrogenase 1-like protein
Exons: 8
Coding region: 431-1483 (350 amino acids)
Biological process (GO): glycerol-3-phosphate catabolic process; carbohydrate metabolic process
Cellular component (GO): cytosol; glycerol-3-phosphate dehydrogenase (FAD) complex
Molecular function (GO): glycerol-3-phosphate dehydrogenase [NAD(P)+] activity; NAD binding; protein homodimerization activity
Source: RefSeq, a predicted model, not a curated record